GCGGCCGGCGAGGAAGGAAGAAAUAGCAGUUGGCGAAAACCAGCAUUUGCUCGCGGGUUGAACAGAGAGAAAAGGCUUCUCGCUCGUCCUUCCCUUUCAUUUCCUCUAGUAACUCUGCUUUCUGUACCCCCAAGAAAUGGCCGACCAGGAUGAACAGGAGGCGGUUAACUACAAGAUUUCGCCGCCGAAUACCUAUGCAGCUGUUGUGCUUGGCGGCACCUUUGAUCGCCUGCAUGACGGUCACCGACUUUUCCUCAAGGCAGCAGCGGAGCUUGCUAGGGAGAGGGUUGUGGUUGGAGUUUGCGAUGGCCCUAUGCUUACCAACAAACAGUUUGCAGACUUGAUACAGCCUGUGGAGGAAAGGAUGCAGAAUGUUGAGAACUAUAUUAAGUCCAUCAAGCCAGAACUCGUGUUGCAAGCUGAACCGAUUGUGGAUCCAUAUGGACCUUCGAUUACUGUCGAAGAUUUGGAAGCUAUAGUGGUUAGCAAAGAGACAGUGCCGGGCGGCCUUGCAGUUAACAGGAAGAGAGCUGAAAAGGGAUUCUCACAGCUAAAGGUUGAGGUUGUGGAACUCGUUUCUGAAGAAUCUAGUGGUGAAAAGCUGAGUUCCUCAACACUGAGGCGCCUUGAUGCUGAGAAGUCUAAACUACCACAAGCAGCAUAGAGAUAGAUAGAGAAGACCCAACUCAGCCGUCCUAAGGCUUUGUGUGCUGAUCCAUGUUCGCAACAACAGCGAUUGAUGGUGCUGCUCUGGCCAACGUAGCUGAGCAAAGCGAGGUAUUGAGUUGUGCACUGUGUUGAUCUCUAGCUUUGUCUCCCCCUUCCCCCCAAACACUGUAAACCCUUUUUAGUCCAUAUUCAGUGAAAUUUCAAGUAAUUGAAGUGUUGGAAGUUGUAACUACUAACAACAUUUGGUUUGGAAAAUUCAAGCUCUUCAGGAAAUUGAGCAGACUUUGAUAUCUUUCCCUCUCUCCAUCCAUCGGUCCAUGGACCUUGUUCUGAUUAUAUGCGAUAAACGGCGUCAUUUCGG
Linum trigynum is the source of this 1030-nucleotide messenger RNA. The record is from the annotation of a GenBank genome assembly. NCBI's taxonomy places the organism in Eukaryota, Viridiplantae, Streptophyta, Magnoliopsida, Malpighiales, Linaceae.